Giardia duodenalis is the source of this 1965-nucleotide messenger RNA. Its product is annotated as Ankyrin repeat protein 1. The transcript has a single exon. Bases 1 to 1965 code for a protein of 654 amino acids. NCBI's taxonomy places the organism in Eukaryota, Fornicata, Diplomonadida, Hexamitidae. Gene Ontology annotation, molecular function: protein binding. The record is from RefSeq and is a predicted model, not a curated record.
AUGGCGGCGGGACCGACUCUUAUCUCUCCACUGCGCUACACCGGCAUAACUCCACUUGCAACUGACUUUCUGGGGAUAAGCUAUAAGGCGCAGCGUGAUGAAGACGGCGCUCUUCUAGCGGUUCGUUACAUCUCUGCAAAGGAUGCAGAGGCUUGUGGUCACAGUCUCUCCUCUCUCUAUGACUUGUACAAGGCACUGUCUUCUUCGCUGCUCCUCACAAAGAGCAAUCUUGAGGCGGAUGAAACGGGUGAGUGCCUUUUGACUUCCCUCCCACCCUUAUAUAGAUGUUACCUGGAGAAUGACUACCUUAUCGUAGAACAGGGGCUAGCAAGCACGCGGUCUCUUUCGCAAUACAUCCGACGUCAUAAAAAUUCCGGCGUUUCAUUUCACGAGUCUGUGCUCUGGAAGGUUGCAUCGCAGUUGCUCAAAGCACUGGUAGAUUUGUAUGCCAUUGAUCCACGAGUUUCAUUAGGGCUACUGCUGUCAUUGGGCGCAGAUACCAUUUCUGUCUAUGCUGGAUUCCAGCUGCAAUUGGGGUUUGGCCUGCCAUACACCGCCACAGCCAUUGGGUCAUCAAGGCCAUCUACGGGUGCUUCUUAUAUCUCUUCUGUGGCAACCUUUCUUACAGCUCAGGACGAUGUAUGGCGCGUCUUGCAAGUACUUAAUGCAAUGAGCCUUCUUGAUCUUCGUGCGGGCAGUGAAAUGCAGGCUUGCGCCAAGUAUUCUCAGCAGUGGAGUAGCUUUCUAGCACGGCUGAGACAGGAGGCUGUUGAUCCUAAGCUGGAAGGUAUUUCCAUUCUCGCCGACGAGGCUAAUGCUGCAGCAGAGUCAACGCUACAGUUAUAUAAAGAAACAAAUGCGCUGUUUCGUGAAAUAAAAGGAAAUAACUAUGCUGUGAUUGAUGCUAUUCUUCAGCAGAACUCGCAUAGAACAGACUUUUUAGAGACCCCCAAUGCCCUCGGCGAGACGGCCCUGGAUUUGGCCGCUGCACAUAACAAUGCAACCAUCAUGGCGCUACUUUGUCGCUUUGUCCGCACUCACCGGUGCAAGGUCUGGAUGACACCCUGUAGGAUAGACUCAGUUACCCCGCCGUCUCCAGGCCUUGUUACGUUGCAUGCAGCUGCUGGGUGCAGUGAUCGUACUAAUGUUGAGGUGUUCGGUGGCCACAGCCGGCAAGUUAUGAGAGACAAUCCUUUUCGCACGUCUCUCGCUGCCAUGCUUGCAGGUGAGUGCCACGAUAAUCUGGAACUGCUCCUUUGUGAAGUUGGCGUCUUUCUAAAUAAGCACAUCAGCCACCUAUCUCUCUGUGCUAUGAGUAGCAGCUCCCGUGGGGCCGGUGCAGACUGGUUUAUUCCGGAGGUAGGGAUCAACGGAUUCACUAACCUGAUGCUCUACGCGGCCAUUGGAGAUGCAAGGUCUGUGUCUCAUUACUUACACGAGGCCAAGGAGCAGACCACUAUGGGUUACACUGCUCUCAUGCUUGCUGCCUCCAAUGGACACUUAGCCUGUGUCGAUCUGCUUCUCAAGGAAGCCCGCGCAACCGACAAUUAUGGCUGGACAGCUCUCAUGAUGGCGGCAGAUAGCGGGCAUGCUGAUUGUGUUAGAAGUCUUCUUCCCUAUGAAAAAGGUAUAGUAAGAAGGGGAAACAUGACACCUCUGAUGUUUGCCGCUCAGGAGGGUCAUGUAGAAUGCGUACGCCUGCUUCUGGAAGACAAGGAUAAUCUUAACGCAUUUACAGACGUGGAGUAUGGCGGAGGAGAGGGAAUCAAUGCCCUUGUUAUGGCUGCAUGGAGUGGGCACUUGGAGUGUGUAAAACUCCUGAAGCCGUAUCUGGGCAACUCUAGAAAUCCUGCCGGCCAGUCACCUCUUGAGGUGCUCCAGGCAUCUCGCGCUUCCCAGGAGGAAAACCUCUCUGAAAAGAUGCUUGCUGUGCAGGCAUGCAUUGAAUAUCUGUUUACAGAAUAG